Molecule: messenger RNA, 594 nt
Organism: Pollicipes pollicipes
Lineage: Eukaryota; Metazoa; Arthropoda; Thecostraca; Pollicipedomorpha; Pollicipedidae
Exons: 4
Coding region: 48-578 (176 amino acids)
Source: RefSeq, a predicted model, not a curated record
CCGGCGUCGGCACCAGCUCAGUGUCAGGCCGACAGCCCAGUGAGAUCAUGAGAGCCCUGCUGCUUUUGUGCGCGGUGAUCGGCGUGUGCGUCUCCGGUGCCUACGGCGCCAGGCGCAGGUUCGGCGCAGGACCUCCGCGGCCGGUCCAGAGGAGGCCAAGCGGCUGGCGGGAGUUCCAGCCCAACGAGCGGCUGGACUUCCAGCCGGAAUUCCGGCGUUCGGCGCCGCGGGAGCAGCUGCGCCUGGCGCCGCAGGAGCCGUUCCGUCUGGCGCCACGGGAGCAGCCGCGCCAGGAGCCGGCGGCGCCCGUCGCUGACGACUGGCCGGUGCGGGGCCCGGUCGUGGAGGAACGCGAGGACCCGGCGCCGGAGCCGCUGCAGCCGCUGGAGCCGCUGGAGCCGCAGCGCUCCGAGUUCGCGCCCGCCUACAGCGAACCGGAGGCGGCCGCCGACAGUGCGCCGGAGCAGUACUCCAUCACGAUACCGGAGAAGACGGAGAAAAACCGGCUGGAGUUCCAGGUGCACGGCCAGCAGGGCCCUCACAGCUACCGCUUCGGCUACGACACCGGCAGCGGGUGAGUAGCAAGGGAGCCGG